Molecule: messenger RNA, 4736 nt
Organism: Rhea pennata
Lineage: Eukaryota; Metazoa; Chordata; Aves; Rheiformes; Rheidae
Gene: GPR155
Product: G protein-coupled receptor 155
Exons: 16
Coding region: 339-2942 (867 amino acids)
Biological process (GO): negative regulation of BMP signaling pathway; intracellular signal transduction; transmembrane transport
Cellular component (GO): membrane
Source: RefSeq, a predicted model, not a curated record
AAGCCGGGACGCGAGGCACUACGCCCGCGGCACUGUCCUGUCCUGUCUUUUAUUUUAAUCUCAUUUUGAAAAAUAUCUUGCUGUUUACUUCAUAAACAUGCAUCUACUAACAAGCCCGAAGAUAACUUUAACUGAAGAUUAAGGGAAGAGAUGUUUUCCAUUUAUUUUUCUGGUCUGUUAUUUCCUGCCCUUGGCAGGAGUUUUCUUCACUGGGACUUGUUCAAACACCGGCGCUGAUGGAUUUUGAUGUAGCUUUAGGGGUUGCCAUUUUGAGUGCUGCCAGCUCUGCUUAGGCCUCCGCUUCCUCUGCCUCUAGACCGCCUAGAUGAGACCUUUGCAUGCUGUUUUUUUGGAAGAAGAGGUCAAAGAAAAUGGAUAGUUAUUCAGACUUCAAUGCAAAGAACCUGUCAUCUUCAGCUAAUAUGUCCAUUUCUUUGCCUGGGCAAAUUGGACUCAAUACCACCAGUAGUCCUCCGUCUAUGUCAAUAAGCAGGCUUUUCCCAGCACUCUUAGAAUGCUUCGGAAUAAUUCUCUGUGGGUACAUAGCUGGAAGAGCCAACAUUAUCACAUCGACUCAGGCCAAAGGACUGGGAAAUUUUGUCUCCCGUUUUGCACUCCCAGCUCUGCUGUUCAAAAACAUGGUGGUACUUAACUUUUCUGAUGUGAAUUGGUCUUUUCUGUACAGUAUAUUAGUUGCCAAAGCUUCUGUAUUUAUCUUAGUCUGCAUUUUAACAUUGUUGGUGGCCAGUCCUGAGAAUCGAUUUAGCAAAGCAGGUUUGUUUCCAAUUUUUGCUACACAAAGCAAUGACUUUGCACUGGGAUAUCCAAUAGUUGAAGCUUUAUAUCAAACCACUUACCCAGAAUAUCUCCAGUACAUUUACCUAGUGGCUCCAAUAUCUCUUAUGAUGUUAAACCCCCUUGGGUUUAUCUUCUGUGAAAUCCAGAAGUGGAGGGAUAAUCGCACUCUGUCGCACAGCAAAAUGAAAAUAGUGGGCCUAGCGCUCCUUCGAGUUUUGCAGAACCCAAUUGUAUUCAUGGUCUUCAUAGGAAUUGCCUCAAACUUUAUUCUUGGCCAGAAGAUUCCAGAAUAUCUUGAAAACUUCCUCGAUGGACUAGGCAGUUCAUUUUCUGGCUCUGCCCUUUUUUAUCUUGGACUAACUAUGGUGGGACAGACAAAAAAAGUGACAAAGAAUAUGUUUGUUGCACUGAUCCUUCUCAUCACAGCUAAACUACUUCUGAUGCCAUUUCUCUGUAGAGAAAUGGUGGAACUCUUGGACAAGAAUGACGACGUAGUCAAUCAUACCAGUUUAUCAAACUAUGCAUUUCUUUAUGGAGUCUUUCCAGCAGCACCUGGCGUGGCGAUCUUUGCAACUCAAUUCAACAUGGAAGUAGGAAUUAUUACCUCAGGCAUGGUGAUAAGCACUUUUGUAUCUGCCCCUAUCAUGUAUGUUUCUGCUUGGCUGUUGACCAUUCCAUCUAUGGACCCCAACCCGCUGGCUUCUGCACUCCAAAACGUUAGCUUUGACAUAAGUAUUGUCAGCCUCAUUUCCCUGAUCUGGUCUCUUAUUGUUAUUCUUCUGAGUAAGAAAUACAAACAGCUUCCUCAUAUGAUUACAACAAAUCUACUUGUUGCUCAGUUUAUUGCUUGCAUUGGAAUGGUGAUAUGGAAUUUCAUUGUUAAAGAGAAAGACAUCACCAUACAGAUCCUAGUAUUUAUAUUCCUGUACAGCUCACUUUAUAGCACCUACCUGUGGACAGGUUUUCUGUCUUUCUCUUUGUUCUUAUUGAAGAAGAGAGAAGCAGUAAAGAUUCCCAUAGGAUUCAUUAUCAUAGCUGGAUGGGGUAUCCCAACACUUCUGGUAGGAAUCUUGUUAAUAGUUGGUGAACGUAACAACAACAGCAUUGACUCUGCCUUUUUUUAUGGGAAACAUCAGAUAAUUACCACAGCUGUGAUCCUGUUUGUUAGCAUAUUGAUGUCAGGUAUCUCACUUAUGUGCAUGAGCAGAAACAGACAGGAGUCAAAUUAUGAGAUCUUGAACCCAUAUUCACCUCGUAGCCCAGUGGAGGAGGCUGAAGUGGAAGAGAGUGAGGGGAAUCAGGUAUCAACUACAGUGCCUCAGCCUUCUGCAGGGCCUUCUGCACAGCCUUCUGCAGGACCUUCUGCACAUCUGUUUGCAGAAAAAGGCUGUUGUUCUUGUCAAACAACAAAUGGUGAAUUAUCCUGUGCUAGAGAGAGCAAAACAGUGUCAAAUUCCAUUGAAAGCAAGAUUCCUCCAAUUGAGGCAGCUGAUCAGUGUGUGAGUCAGUGCAGUGCUCAAACUUGCAUAUUGGCACAGGAAGAACAGCUUCUACAGACUGGAGACAAACAGCUGGGCAGACAUGUGUUGCUGUGUUUACUUCUCGUUGUUGGCCUGUUUGCUAAUCUUUCCAGUUGCUUAUGGUGGCUGUUCAACCAAGAACCUGGAAGGCUCUAUGUGGAACUGCAAUUCUUUUGUGCAGUAUUUAAUUUUGGCCAGGGCUUUAUUUCCUUUGGUAUUUUUGGCUUAGAUAAACAUUUAAUCAUUCUGCCAUGCAAGCGAAGACUUGAAUUUCUCUGGGGAGGUAGAGAAGCAGCAGGGCAUACAGAUCCUUCUCUUCCUGAGGAAAUCAGGAUGACCUGUCAGCAGUUUGUUCGCUAUCACAGAGAUCACUGUGUCAGAAGCAUUGUCAGAGGCAGAAGGUGUAGUGCAAAGAUCUCCACUGGCAUCUUCUUCGGCUGUGACCUGGUAAACUGGCUCAUGCGAGUUGGCCUUGCCUCUGACCGUGGUGAAGCUGUGAUGUAUGGAGACAGACUGGUGAAAGGAGGCGUCGUGCAGCAUAUUACAAAUGAAUUUGAAUUUCGGGAUGAAUACUUGUAUUACCGCUUUAUUCAAAAGAGAUCUGCUGCAGUUGAGCGACAUUGAUCUGGGCACCUACGCAGAAGAUAGGCAGUUAGAGGAGACGGUUGUGUUCGCCCUUGUCUUGACCACUGAAACAGAAAGGAUUUCUUUCUCAGGGCCCUCGGAGAAUUGUGCAAUUCUCUCUUGGAAAGCGUAAGAAAUGUAGUUCUAUUUGUGUCUAUUCUGAAGAAAAUAGUAGCAAGUGGUAUUAUUACAGAGCAUUCAAAGCAGAAUGCAACUGUAACAAAACACAAUGCUCCAUAUUUAGAGGGGUUUUUUCUUUCCAUUUUGAGUGUAACGAAUAGUAAAACCAUGUGUUUCACUGUCAUAUUACAGACAUACUAUAACAGCAGAUUUAGUGACUGGUGCCACAAUGGGAAAAAAAAUGAAUGUUGGGAAUAUUUUAUGUUCUUCUAUGUUUUCAGUAUUUAUUUAGUGUGAUGAAAUCUUGAUCCCUAUUUAAGGUCAGCAUUUCCACUGACUUAAUAAAAGCAGGAGUUCUUCCAUCAUACCCACACUCUUACUACUUUGUACCCUUGUUCAACACCAGGAACUUUUCUCAGCUGUUUACAUCUCAGAUCAGGCAGUUUUUUUCUCUCUUAAAAAAAUCCUCCAUUCAUAAUGGCAUAAUUGUUGUGACGAUGAUUAUGAUGUCAGAAGAUUAAAGCUGAGGAAGUCUUAAAAACAUGUAAAAAUAAAACUCCCAAUUAGGAAGGAAUAUACUGGAGUUUAGCAUAAACAGUUGGUUUUGAAAUUUUGCCUUUUGGUGGUAGUAACAGCUUUGUAAAGAGUAGGUUUUGCCUUCUGAAAUUAGCUUCUCCAUUUUAAUCCAGAAGUGCCAGUCUCAAAUAGAGAAGUUAUGGAAGCCUUGGAUACCUGCACGAGUCAAGACCAAAAAUUUUAUCAAAUCAUAAAACCUUUUAAAAGUACUGCAAUGACUUUUAAAUCCAUUCUAUAAAGAAUCCUAACUGAACGUCUGGAUUAGGCUUUAGAAUACCUAAAGUUCUUACAAUUUUAAUAUUGGUUGCCAUAAAACUUUCUAAUAGACCUCAGGUAUCUUCAUGUGAUGUUUAAAUAGUUACUCUAGUGUCAUUCAGAUUCCUGUGCACUGGAAGUAGAAUCUGAGAAUCCGUGCAUCUCCUACAGUAUUUUGAAAUGGUUAAACCGUAGUAAUUGAUAGUUAUUACUGCUGCCCUUUUAGAAUUGUAAGAACAGCAUUUAUUUGUCCACAUAAACCUUUUAAUUGGUAAAGCAAAGGAAAGGAACCUAGACAUUAAAAAAAAAAAAUCCUUAUCUCAUCUGGAAUAGCCAAACUUAUUAAUAACUUCUCUCUCCCUUUUUAAAUAAGUCUUUUAAUUUUUUUAAUACAUGAAUUUUACUGUACCUACAUAUGAGUCUGCUUUGUAUUAAGAAUUAAAAGUAGUUUUAAUAGCAUAAACUACUGUUCAAGAAACAGUCUUUUUAUGGUAACUGUAACUCCAUGCAAGACUUAAACUUUUGGAAAAGAGUUCCUUUUACUAUCAAAGUCAAUCAGUCUGUACACAUCUGCAGUGUGUACAGAAACAUAAUAGUAUCCUACUGCAUACAUAUGCUAUUAUACAAAGUGGCAUAUCUUAUGUACUUCUAACUACAGUGAUUGACAUUUGUAGCAGGUUCCGGCUUAUAAACCACAAAGGAAAACAAUAGAGUAUUUCUGUUACGACUGUUGAAAACAACUACAUAAAUUAUUUUGGAAUAAUUAGAUAUACAUGGAUUGAGAAGCUGUAUGUCCGGCUUCUAAAAACUGUAACUUCUCAAUAAAUCUGUUGUUUGAUUUCA